Meloidogyne enterolobii is the source of this 423-nucleotide messenger RNA. The record is from the annotation of a GenBank genome assembly. NCBI's taxonomy places the organism in Eukaryota, Metazoa, Nematoda, Chromadorea, Rhabditida, Meloidogynidae.
AUGGAUCCAGAUGAUUUGGCCAAUCCUAAAGAAGUGUUGGAAGCAAUCGAUAGAAUGAAUACAUCCACAUUUGAUGGAAAUUUUGGCUAUCCCAGAGAAAAGAAAAUCGACAAUAUGAUUUUAAAUUUUGGCCCGAACCAUCCGGCAGCUCACGGCGUUCUGCGACUUAUUUUGAAAUUGGAAGGAGAGGUAGUUAUCAAAGCAGUUCCACACAUUGGACUUUUGCAUCGUGCAACAGAGAAAUUGAUUGAAUAUAAAACAUACACACAAGCUUUGCCGUAUUUUGAUAGAUUGGAUUAUGUUAGCAUGAUGUGUAAUGAACAGGCCUGGUCUUUAGCAGUUGAAAAAUUGUUGGGAAUUGACAUUCCGCCUAGAGCUAAAUGGAUUAGAAGUAUUUUUUGUUUUUUGGGGUUUGGGGUCUAA